GAAGGAGGCAGGGUCUGUGUGAUGUGGGCAUGGAGGCUGGACUUUGCCGAUUUAAUAUGUCAGCUGCACAGCCUAGCUACUGAGCUCAUAGGGACGGAGUCAGCUACUGCUGUGCUGUGCUGGGAUUAGUCCCACACACAGAGACGGCAGAGCUGAGUCUUGAGACAGAGGAGAGGUUUACUGAAAGAGAAUGCUGGCUGCAUGGCGUAUAUUCAGAAACUAACAGCCUAGUGACGGCAACAGGACAGUGUGGAUUGCAGAAGAAUAUCUCAUCUGCAGAUGUUUAUCUCUGAUGUCAGUUUGUGCUGAGUUGUGUGGGUGCCAACGUGGGCCCCAUGUGGCAGAAGGAAAGCAAUACGGGGUCCGGUCAUACCUCCACCUAUUUUAUGAAGACUGCACAGGCUCUGCCCCAGAUGAUGACUUUGAAGGUCCUGCCUCAGCACGGUCCUUCAGUGGUAGCCGUUCUCUUCUCUGGAAGGUUGGGUUCUCAUCUGGCAUCAUCAUCCUUUUGAUUGGAGUAUCAGCCAUAACAACAGGGUACCUUGUGCCUCAAAAACUUGAAACCAUUGGUGAUGGGAGGUUUAUUGUAAUUGACCAUCAGGCUGUUGAAUACAACCGGGUCCUGCAGACCUGCCAGCUUCUGGGCGUGAUCUUACUCAGCGUUGGUGGCCUGAUGGUAGCCACUUGUAUGAUGGUCACAGUUUUUUGCAGGGCUGCAGUGAAGGAGGAAGAGGGUUUUCUCUCCCCGAUACUAAAGGAGGAGCAUGGUGAGAAGACCACACCCAUCCUAAUGACAUUAUCAUCGGAGGGAUCAACAUUGCCUCUCGGCAUUUCUCGAGUACAAAAUAUUCAGCCAAGAAGGAGCAUAUGAUUUCUGCAGCAUGUAUCAUUGUCUCAGCAAACUGGGGUUUGGAAAAUAAACUACAAAUAAAAGUA
Molecule: messenger RNA, 936 nt
Organism: Protopterus annectens (West African lungfish)
Lineage: Eukaryota; Metazoa; Chordata; Ceratodontiformes; Protopteridae
Gene: NRSN2
Product: neurensin 2
Exons: 4
Coding region: 293-871 (192 amino acids)
Biological process (GO): nervous system development
Cellular component (GO): transport vesicle; neuron projection; neuronal cell body
Source: RefSeq, a predicted model, not a curated record